Epinephelus lanceolatus (giant grouper) is the source of this 5022-nucleotide messenger RNA. Lineage: Eukaryota; Metazoa; Chordata; Actinopteri; Perciformes; Serranidae. The record is from RefSeq and is a predicted model, not a curated record.
GGAGCAGGGCAGGGCGGCGGGUCUGGAGGAGUAGCAGCAGUACCGCUGUCCAUAAUCCUCCACAUAUCGGAUGCUGAUCGUCCAGCAGAGCUCCUGCAGGAUGCAUUAAGGGUCAGAGGUGAGCUAGCGAGGCAGAGAUGAGUCUGACUUCCUGGUUCCUGGUGAGCGGCGGGGGGACGCGUCAUCGUCUCCCCAGGGAGAUGAUCUUCGUGGGGAGGGACGACUGUGAGCUCAUGCUGCAGUCCCGCAGUGUGGACAAGCAGCACGCUGUCAUCAACUAUGAGCCGAAUACAGACGAACAUAAAGUGAAGGAUCUGGGCAGCUUAAAUGGGACAUUUGUCAACGAUGUGAGGAUACAGGAGCAAAUCUACGUCACGCUGAAAAUUGAUGACAAAUUGAGGUUUGGAUAUGAUACCAACCUGUUCACCGUGGUUCGAGGAGAGCUACAUAUUCCAGAGGAGGCCCUAAAGCAUGAGAAGUUCAGCAGCCAGCUGCAGCUGAGCCAGAAGAAACCUCCAGAGGCUGAAUCGUCUAAAUCUGAGGUGAAACCGUCUGAGGCAGCACCAGCAUGUGGAGGGGCCGCCGCCAAGCCCCCCGAAACCAGCAGGGUGGAGGAUAAAGCGACAGGGGACGUAGCAGUGCUGCACAGAAUCACCCCCCUCUAUGGACAGCCUGCCUGGUGGGGAGAUGGAGACGCUGAUGACCAGCAACCUGGGAGGCCUGAGGAGAGGAGCUCAGAUCGGAAGCGCGAAAAAGCUGAAACUGACACCAAGAAAAGUACUGAGGUCCCAAAGUCGGCCCCGCAAACAGCUUCCAAUCAGGAGCCUAGCUACUUCGAGAUCCCAACCAAGGAUAAUCACUCAGCAGGUAAAGUGAGUGGUGAAGCCCCCUCACGAGAACAAGAGGCUGCUGCUUCUUCGGCUGCAGAGCCCGUCCAUGGCCACGCCUCCUUCACCAUUGAGUUUGACCCUGGGGCAUCUGGUAAAGUGACCGUCAAAGAUCGAGUAGCGAAAGUAGGACCAGAGACCAGGCCGCGUCCUAAAAGGGCUGUCGGGGAGGAGCUGAGUCCACUUCAGACAGCUAUGGUAGCUGCGGAGGUCAAAGUUGCCGACUGGCUGGCCCAGAAUGAGCUGCCAUUGGCUCUCAAAGAUGCUGUUGCAGAGGAUGAUGGGGAGAGUGUGAAGAGUGAUGUGCCUGUGCAACUGAAAAGUCUUAAAGGUAGUAAACAUGAGGACGGCACUCAGAGCGACUCUGAGAACGCACUUGGAGAGCAGCGCAGGGCCACAGCAAUGGAGGAACGCUCAUGGGGUCUUUGGGGCGGUGCAGGGAUGAAGAUCAGAGAGGGUCGCGCUAACGUGCCAGAGGGGCUCUUUGCAGAGGAGGACAGUCCUGCUCGCCGUCGCAAGUCUUCCACUUCCAAAGUGGCGAGCGGAUUUGUAGAAAGGCGACGUGGCUCGGCACCGCAUCAGCAGAGCAGCCGUGAUGAGUGCUAUCACCACGGAGAUGAUUAUAGCGACAGGGGAACCUAUACCAUUGAACUGGAGAAUGGAGAUCACGAGGAGGAAGAAGCGAGGAAAAUGAUCGACAAGGUGGGGAAGAAGAAAGUGUUUGGUGUGGAUGAGCAGGAGGGUGUGUGUGUGUCCAGGCUGGGAGGUGUUGACCAAAGAGAGAGGCUCACCUCCCAGAGGUCUGGUACAGGAGACAGAGGAAAGCCUGGACGCAUGGAGACAGAGGUACUAUCAGAGGAACUGAUGGUGGGUGGUCCUCGCUGGGUCUCGCAGUGGGCUACUCUGGCUGCCAGUCACAUUAGAACAGACCCUGAGGGAUCAGGAGGGGAGAGUCACGUCAUGGUCACAGAGGACAGAGCUGAAAUAAGUGAAUCCAGCCAUUCAGCCUCAUUUGCCUCGUCUGGCUACACAGAGCGUAAGAGAAGAACCCUGCCCCAGCUGCCUGGUGAAGAGCUCACUCUUGGAAGGAGAACCCCAGGCGCAGGCCUGCGUGCGGAUAUGGGGGAGAAACAGGACACAGAGCUACAGGAGAAAGAGAGCCAGGAGGAGAAGAUGGUCAGAGGAAAGACUCGGCAUGGCAGUGGAGGUGUGGGCAGUCAUGGGGGUAGCCCCAGUCGCUCCUCACCAGCCAAGUCGCAGGACAGUGCUGGUGGAAGAUCAGGCCAGUCAGGUGUGUUGGCCAAGCUCCCCCCUCGUCCACUGACGAGUGGGGAGAAAAGAAUGGAGGAGUCACGGAGGAGGAAAAAGGAAGAGGAGAAGGCUAGGGAGAGUAGUGGGAAACCAUUGUUGAGGCAGGAGAGUUUUACUGUGGAGAAACCAAGCGCCAACGUGCCCAUUGAGCUCAUACCUCGUAUUGAUGGGCUCACAGGCAGAACUCAGAGUAAGGAGACUGGCAUUGACAGCGCCACACUGCAAAAAGACUCAGAGGCCGUUGCAGCCUUUUUAGAGACGACUGUGUCAGACCAAGGUGAUCCACCAAGUCAGUCCAUCGAAGGCUCCAUGUCACCAGAGUCAGACGUGGACACGACCAGCACAGUAAGCCAGGCUGAUGGAGCGAGAAAAGUAAUCCAGAAACGCCGAACUCUUGCAGGACAGCAGAAAGAGAAAACGGUAGUGUGCUCAUCCGGCAAAGGUCUGACUGGGGGCCGAGAGACCCAGGACAGGAGGGCCAAGACCAGGGCAUCUGGUCCUCCUCAGCCCAGCCGCCCUUGGACUUCCCUGGACCUCACUGAUGAUGACGUCAACUCUAACUCACUCCUCUCUGACUCUCAGCCCACCUCGACACAAGAAUCUAGAAGCUCACACACCAGAGCCCAGAGUGGUGGCACAACAGUGGGAGCUAGCACCAAGUCUAGUCGAGCUAAAAUCACCCAGCCCUCAGCCUCCUCUGCAACAAGUAAAACCACUAGUGUGCCCAAGCCCAGGCCCACCAGGGCGUCCCUACUGAGGCGAGCCAGGCUGGGGGACUCCUCAGACACUGAACCUGCUGAUCUUGACCGCAUGUCUGUAGCUUCUGAGGCCUCCACUGCUAGUUCCACAUCCAGGACAGGGAUGGCAAAAAGGGGAAUGUCCAGGAUAGAGGCUCUAGCACAGCCAAGGAGGCCGAGGGUGGGCUCCCCAUCAGCCCAGAGUGACUCAGAGGCCACUGUGACAAGGAGUAGAGGUCUGGGGGCCCGGAGUGCUGCUGGUGAUUAUGCCAUCAGACAAGGACUGAGAGGGUCUAAUGUGACUUCAGUGUCUGGACCCAGAGCUAGGGCGAACAGCGCCUCCAAGCUGCCUGACAAGGGUAAAGGCACCUCCUCCUAUGGACAUGUUACACCUGCGUCUGGCACUCGGUGGCGCCGCGUGCCUGUUGAGUAUGCGUCCACCUCAGAGGACGAGUAUGGCUCAAACCGCCACAUGUCCAAGCAGGGCCACACACGGCCGUUCCCUGCCACUCGGGUAGCCCAACUCGGAGGUUCAGCCCCAGCAACUCCUAACCCUGCAGGCCUAUCUGCCCUGAAGCAGCACUCCAGGGAACAGGACGAGUACAUGAGAGACUGGACGGCACAUAGCGAGGAAAUAGCCAGGAUAAGCCAGGACUUAGCCAAAGACCUAGCCAUGCUCGCCAGAGAAAUACAUGAUGUGGCAGGAGAGAUCGACUCAGUCAGCCCUGCAGCCACAGACCCCGGAGCUCUGUUGGAGGAGCGUGUGUUUGAUGACAACUUGGACCCAAGUGGACCUUCUGCAGAGGGGACCAAUGGGCAGUCUGUGGAGCUUCGACCCCGAGGCUCUGGUGGACAGGGCUCCCGUGCCAUCCGCCGACAGACAUGGAACAGAGAUGAUGCGGUGCUUGACAGUUUACUACUAGCCUCUGUGACUCAGCUCUCAGCAAGGAUACGUCAGUCUGUUGACAAAACAACCUGCAAAAUCAGGAUCCUCUUCAAGGAUAAAGAACGGAAAUGGGAAGAGAUUGAGAACAAACUGCAGGCGGAGCACGACUCCCUGCUGCUCAAGAGCUCCAAUAAGGAGAUUUCAAGCAUUAUUCAAGACCUGAGGAGAGUGGAGAGACAACUGCUUGUAAUUGACAUGAUGGUGGACCCAGACGGCACCCUGGAUGCCCUGUCCAAUCUGGGCCUGACCAGCCCUCUGACUGACCAGAAGAUCAGUCCCGGGACUCAGCAGGGGGCGGCAGUGUUGCACCCUGGAGCUGAAGCCUCCUCCAGCACACUGUCCAGGCCUGAAGGACUGGCCACUGAACCCUGCAGUGCUUCAGACCAUGCAGCGGUAGCAGAGCGAGACCCAGGACCCCGACAGAGCUCAAGAUCCUACAACUGAUACACCAAGGACAUAAUUCAUAAUGCAUCCUUUAAAUUGGACAAAUCCUGAAGACGCAAGGUCAGAAGAUUUUUUACAAAUUUGGUCUCAGAUGAUGGAGGAAAAAGGAUGAUGCGUAUACGGUGGGAAAGCCUGACUGCCCGAACCGUCAAAGUGAUUAGUGAUAGCACUUUGUAAAAGUCCAACACGACCAAAUAGCAGCUCUUGUCAGAUAUACAAUAUGAAGACUUCACAGUAUUAAUUGGUGAGCUUAUGAAAAAGCUAUGACAUAAUAUACAGUAACCCAUCUGUGUCUUUGUGUUGCAGCUCAUUCUUAUUAUCUAUUAUCCUUAAAAGCAUUUGAAAGAAGUACAGAUGUAAAAGAUGAGAGGAUUUAAUGUUAAAGAUAAACUUUCCAAAAUCCUGCUUACAUUCUCUCACUGUGUUUUUACACAAGCCUUGAAAUCUUUCUGUUUGAACCAUAAGCUGAUCAGUGAGCUGACUGAAAGAGAGCAACACGGUUUUUUAAACCUGGACCAUAUUUUCUCAUGUUUUUGUGUCUGAGUGACAUUGUUUUUGACACUGGUCCAGUAUUUAGCAAGACAGCUGUAGCAGUGACAAAACCAGCUGCAAUGUUAUAGGCAUUUGUGCACCAUCAAUUUACGUCGACUAAAAGUGUUUAUUUUGCCACUGACAGGCUCAGAUUGUUUUACAGUUA